AUGUUGUCACUGCUCAAGGCAGCGUGGAUCAUUCCGUUCUGUUUCUCGUCCCUUCCAACAGCUCUAUGCGUGCCGUUCAAUUCGAAAGCUCGCUCACCCCCGGCCCGGGACUUCUUCCCCAGGGGUUUGCGCGUAGGUACUGAGCUUGACACGGAAACAGGCGAUUUUGCCAGUUUUACUCUUGAUGACACCUCUCUCAUUGCUACAUUGGACUAUGGGACUGAAAGAGGGGGCUACCCUUUCUUUCUUGUUGCGGACGUGAGCCAGCCAGUGCAGAUCGAAGUCAAAUACAGCGAGUCGUUCGUUGGCCUUGCUCAGCCAUGGGCGGAUGGUCCCUAUCCAUUCUCUACCGGCUUAGCCAACUCGUACCGAGUCGAGACGUUUAACGUCACAUCACCAGGACGUAUUACUGCUCCUCUUAUUCAGGGUGGUCAACGAUGGGAGUCUAUACGAUUGGUGACCUCGGGCAGCAUCACCUUCGAGACGAUUGGGCUCGAGGCGACCGUCGACACCACCGAGAUCGAAGACUUUCCUGGACAGUUCAGCAGCAAUGACGAGCAGCUCAACUCGAUAUGGAAAUUGGGAGCUGUUGCAGCGUCCACCGCCUGUGUCGAGGAAGGCACUCAGCUUGCCACGUGGGAGAUUGAUCCUGUCACCGGUGCUUUCAUCCGAUCGCAAAGAGCUUCUCAGACGCUAGCUGGGCCACUAUACUCGGAUUACACGCUGAGCUUUGACACAAUGAUUGAUAGAGGAGGUGUGUGGUGGGCAAUGGCAUUUCCGUUGGCCCGAGGCGAGGGUCUUCAGCUGCAGCUCAUCAGCGAUCUACCUGAAGGUUCGACAUUUGCAAAUGUCAACAAAACCCAGACGCCCGCCAACUCGGUCUUGCUCUCCUACGGGUACGAUUUCGUAAACCAGACGACCCUAACGUCUUACUACCUGGACACCUUUGCAGUCCCAUUCGCCGUUGCCGAGAAGACUUGGCAUCAUGUCACAACAGCUCUCUCGCCGGGUGGACGACUCUCCGUAUCCAUCAAUGGCCAGGUCGUGGUGGACAUCUCCAUUACGGACUACUGGACUCCUGCACCUGUUUCGUUCACGGGGAGUUUUGGGUUUGGUGCAUGGCAAGACCAGGCCGCGUACGUCAGGAACGUAUCUGUGUCCGACACAAUUAACGGGACCGUCAUCUAUACAAACCCAAUGACAUCUGUAGAUGUCUUGGCGGAGUAUGGAACGCAGACGAAUCUGGGAUCCGUGUGCCUGGAUGGACCCAAGAGAGACCGACUUGUAUGGCUAGGUGACUUCUACCACACCGCCCGCAUUAUUGGCUCCAGUACAUCCCGGUUCGACCUUACAAAGGGCACAUUAGAGUUUUUCCUUAGGACUCAGAUUGCAAACGGAGAGAUGAACAUUGCGCCCCCGAUGGGCUACGAUCCCUCGAUCACCGCCCCUUUCACGCCCUUUGGCUCCUAUGGGCUCUCCGACUACCAGCUACUUGGCCUCGACGGUGUCCACAGCUAUAUUCGCCAAACAAACGAUCUAGGCUUUCUGCGGGAGACUUGGCCGCAAUGGAAGCUACUCGUGGACUGGACUAUCGGUAAAGUAAAUAGCACCGAUGGUUUGAUCUAUGUACCAAGUGCAUUUCUCGGGCCGUCCCAGGCUGGUUCGGCGGUCUCGUGCUUGGCGGUACAGGCGCUGCAACAACUAUCUGAACUAGCUCAGGCAGUUGGGGAUGACACAUCCAAAUCUCGGUGCGACGCUGCAGCCCAGGCCCUCUCGGACGCUGUUAACAGGCAACUAUGGAACGAAGAUCUGGGCGUAUAUUCUCUAAGCACUAGCGACAAAGGCAACUUCUCCGUCGCUGGUAUCGCAUUUUGCCUCGCAUCCGGAGUGUCAACGCAGCAUCAGACCGCGCGUGCUCUCGCGGCUCUUGAUGGACUUUCUCUCUCACCCGGUUACAAGGACUCGACAGCGGCGAGCUCGACAGACCCGACAGUGGUAAUAUCCCCGAACACGAAUGGUUUCCUGCUGGAUGCGCUAUUCAAGUCGGGGGCUUAUACUACCGGACAUCAGCUAAUCAAGUCAUUGUGGGGCACGAUGGUCAACAAUAAACAGACGUCUUCCGGGGCAAGUUGGGAGUACGUAGAUCAGAGUGGCAACCCGGGACUUAGCUACUUUACAAGCCUUGCUCAUCCAUGGGGCGGCGCCGCGACUUACGUACUUACUGAAUGGGCUGCUGGGAUUAGGCUAGGGCCAGGCCCGGAAGGCUUCGGAUACAAGCACUGGAUUAUAGCGCCAGAAGCAGGACUCGCAAUGGGUCUGCAGACGGCAUCAGCUCGUGUCAAGACGCCGGCUGGCUUCUUGGCUGUAGAGUGGACCAAGUCAUCCAAAGACGAGGUGACAGUGAGGAUCGAUGCGCCACCAGCAACUUAUGGAACAUUCAAGUUUGGCAAUGAGACGAAGUCGCUUUGUGGGCAGAUACAGUACACACUUGUACGCAAGAUCAGUAGCUAG
Neoarthrinium moseri is the source of this 2511-nucleotide messenger RNA. RefSeq lists its product as uncharacterized. The record is from RefSeq and is a predicted model, not a curated record. Lineage: Eukaryota; Fungi; Ascomycota; Sordariomycetes; Amphisphaeriales; Apiosporaceae. Gene Ontology annotation, biological process: carbohydrate metabolic process. The coding region runs from base 1 to 2511 and encodes 836 amino acids. The transcript is spliced from 3 exons.